Molecule: messenger RNA, 3425 nt
Organism: Xiphophorus maculatus (southern platyfish)
Lineage: Eukaryota; Metazoa; Chordata; Actinopteri; Cyprinodontiformes; Poeciliidae
Gene: src
Product: proto-oncogene tyrosine-protein kinase Src
Exons: 14
Coding region: 409-2037 (542 amino acids)
Biological process (GO): negative regulation of intrinsic apoptotic signaling pathway; epidermal growth factor receptor signaling pathway; protein phosphorylation
Cellular component (GO): extrinsic component of cytoplasmic side of plasma membrane
Molecular function (GO): ATP binding; growth factor receptor binding; non-membrane spanning protein tyrosine kinase activity
Source: RefSeq, a predicted model, not a curated record
GGUUUGUUUCUGUGUUGUUGCUGCAGAGGAUCACAGCGUUGCUCGGCUUUUUCCACGGAUCUCUGUGGGCCACGCUUGUCCACCCUCUUGUUUUCUGUCUGUUUAAGUUAGAAAUAAAAAAUCAAAAUAAAAAAAAAAUGUCUCCUCAGCUCCGGAGGGUUUCCCCAUCAUGACCUCACCGGGCCGCCGCCGCUCCUCUUCACCGGGAUUCCUCAUCGCUCCUCAGUGAGCCUGGCUUCAUUUUGGCACCUCCUCGCUCCGCUUCAGUCCGCUGAUUUUUUUAUUAUAAUUAUUUGUUAUUUCUGGAUCUGUGAGCUCGAAGUGUCGCUGAACAGAUCAUUGAUGUUUUGACGACACAAAUUUGUACCUCCAGAAGAGAGAAGAGACUAAAUCUCCAGGGUCUUGGCCAUGGGGGGAUCCAAGAGUAAGCCCAAAGACGUUGCCCAGCGAAACCGCAGCCUCGACAGUAACAUCAGCUCAGGGGGAGGGACUGGCAGUCUCCACCACAAUUCGGCUCAACAGUCAGCGACACCCAACCGCAGCACAAUUGUGGACACGGAUCCACAAUUAGUGACCAAUAAUGCCGGACUCGUUCUGUUUGGAGGUGUGGACAAUAACAGAAUAACUCCAACAGGUGUGACGGCAUUUGUGGCCUUGUACGACUACGAGUCUCGAACAGAGACAGAUCUGUCUUUCAAGAAGGGGGAGCGUCUCCAGAUACUAAAUAACACGAGGAAGAUAAACUGCAGGGAAGGGGACUGGUGGCUGGCGAACUCCCUGACCACCGGAAAGAGCGGUUAUAUCCCCAGCAAUUAUGUGGCUCCAUCUGACUCCAUCCAGGCAGAAGAUGAUCUCAAACUGACACUAGAUUCCAGAUGGUUCUUUGCCAAAAUCACACGCCGUGAUUCAGAAAGGAUGCUGCUAGCUUUAGAAAACAGAAGAGGGACUUUCGUGGUGAGAGAGAGUGAGACCACCAAAGGUGCUUACUGUCUGUCAGUGUUGGACUGUGACAACACCAGAGGGCUCAACGUGAAACACUACAAGAUUAGGAAGCUGGACAGCGGGGGCUUCUACAUCACAUCCCGCACACCUUUCGCCACACUGCAGCAGCUCGUCAAUCAUUACCGCAAGCAUGCCGAUGGGCUGUGUCACACUCUGACGGACGUUUGUCCCGUACUGAAGCCUCAGACUCAGGGCUUAUCCAAGGAUGCCUGGGAGAUCCCGAGAGAGUCGCUUCGCCUGGAGGUCAAGAUGGGACAGGGCUGCUUCGGAGAGGUCUGGAGAGGAACAUGGAACGGCACCACACAGGUGGCGAUCAAGACGCUGAAGCCCGGCACCAUGUCCCCCGAGGCGUUCCUGCAGGAAGCUCAGGUCAUGAAGAAACUGAGACACGAGAAGCUGGUUCAGCUGUACGCUGUGGUUUCUGAGGAGCCCAUCUACAUCGUAACAGAGUUCAUGGACCAAGGCAGCUUAUUGGAGUUUCUGAAGGGACAGUAUAGUACGAUGCUCCGCCUCCCUCAGCUGGUGGACUUUGCCUCUCAGAUUGCUUCAGGGAUGGCCUACGUAGAGAGGAUGAACUACGUUCAUAGAGACCUCCGAGCCGCUAACAUCCUGGUUGGAGAUAAUCUGGUUUGCAAAGUGGCUGAUUUUGGUUUGGCUCGCCUGAUUGAGGAUAACGAAUAUACAGCCAGGCAAGGCGCCAAGUUUCCCAUCAAGUGGACGGCUCCUGAGGCGGCACUCUACGGACGAUUCACCAUUAAAUCUGACGUCUGGUCAUUUGGGAUCCUGCUGGUUGAACUGGCGACCAAAGGUCGCGUGCCCUACCCAGGCAUGGUGAACAGAGAGGUUCUGGAUCAGGUGGAGCGCGGAUACAGGAUGCCGUGUCCGUCUGAAUGUCCUGCUUCUCUCCAUGAACUGAUGCUGAACUGCUGGAGGAAGGAAGCCGAGGAGAGGCCCACCUUCGAGUACCUGCAGGGCUUCCUGGAGGAUUACUUCACCUCCACUGAGCCUCAGUACCAGCCUGGGGAUAACCUGUAACCAGGCUGUUUGGAUAUGCAAAAAUGGACCGGCGCAUGGACAUGCAUGUGUGGGAAUAAAGGGGCAGAGAUCAGCAUAAAUCUGGGUACAAUCACUGACUGAUUUUGUUUUUUUUCUCAAAGUCAUUAACUUUUUUCAUACAUUUUUAUCCAGAGAAUCUAAAAAAAUAUUGCAAAAAUAAUUGUUUAAUUGCUUUCUCUGAUUUUUAUGGAACAUGAUCAGUGAGUCAAAUUUGGGAAGUAUUGUUCUGCUGAUACGUUUUUCAGUCAGACAAACAUUUUUACCACAUUUUCUUUCAGAUCCAAUUUGAAACAAGCUCAGACUGUCUUCCUUUUAUUGAGCCUAUAAUAAUUUCUUAUGAUGUUGUUGAUCUGGUUUAUUUUGAACUUGUUUCACCCUGAUCAACUGGAAAUGUGUCAUGGCUGCCAUUGGGGUUCAUACAGCUGUUUGUGGUCAGAAAAGGUCAACUCAGGAUGGGGGGAAAACAAAAUUAAUCUGCUGCAAAGAUUUUUGUGCCAAUGAAAAUCUAUUUUCUACUCUAUUUUUGUUCUAUUUUUGGUACUUUUCUUAUAACAAAAAAACUACAUUGUUGCUCUGAAAGGGUGAUCCACUGUUCCUUCUGUGUAUAGAUUUUAAUGUGCAGAGUUUUCACAUUUAUUUUAAGUCUCCUUUCAUUUUAAGAUUUGUUCUUUAUUCAGCACUGCUACGUCUUUUUCUUCUUAGUGCCAUCUUGAGCACAAUUUUACACUGGAGAUUUUUUUUUUGUUUCUUUGUUUUUGUUUUAGUUUAUUAUUUUUGGGGGGGCGAAGGGGACAAAUGAGCAACAGGAGUGUGUUCACUGUGGUAAUGCCUCUCUAUCACCUGCAGGGGGCAGACCAUAGUGGAUUCCUGUUCACUCACACUAAGCAUGUACAGAAAAUAAAAAUUGGCAUUUUAAAACUUAAUUGUAAAUAUCUUUGAUGCUAAUAAUUUGUAUAUAUCAACUUUUCUUAUUUAUUCAUUUUAAAUUAACCCAAUUUUAAAAUUUUUAUUUCAGCACAUGUGCAUACGUCUUCUUGUUUAUGGAAUUUUUAUGGGAUAAAUAACAUGAAACGCAUAUAAAAAUUUCAUUACAAGUAUUUUGGAUCAUAUUUCAGUGAAACUGACCUGAAUAUUUUUUAAUGACUGAUUGAAGAGGUGAGUUUGUGACUCAUUUAAACAUCAGUACUAUAGAUUUUUGAAGAAACUGAGUGCUGCUGACCUUCCUCUCCAUCUUGUCGCCUGUUCAGCAUGCUGACUAACAAUAAAUUGUUUGAAAUUGCUUCCAAUUUGUGCUCCCACUUAAUGUUUAUUUGCAAAGCAAAAAAUGCACGUUUGUAUGUACUGUUUGUGUCUUCUGUGGGGUUUUU